AAGCUGUAACUACACAAAAAAAGCACUCAAGCAGCCUGGGCUGGGUCUGCUUGCCGCUUACAAGGAGAGGUUCCCUGGUAUUCAUGCAGAGAUAACCUGAUCUUUUUUUUACCCCCUCUUUUCAUCCCUUUUUUCCCCCUUUUUUCUCACUAGUCUCAUGUCUUGCCUAUAGACAUGAUGGACUUUGCACAUUUACGGACUUUCCUUUUUUUGGCGGCCUCCCUUGCCCAGGUUUCGAUUGUCACGUGCCAAGGCGGGGAUGACGGGAGCUGCUCAGCAGAUGGCCAAGUGUACCCCAACAAGGACAUCUGGAAGCCGGAGCCGUGCCGGAUCUGUGUUUGCGACAGCGGCCUGGUCCUCUGCGAUAACAUCCAGUGUGACGAGCUGACCAACUGUGAGAAGAUGUUCAUCCCUGAGGGAGAGUGCUGCCCUAUUUGUCAGAGCGAGAGCCCCAGCACCGGCGGCCAAGGGGCUUAUGGUGGGAGCACAGUCUACCAGGGCCAGAAAGGAGAACCCGGUGUUGUCCCAAUUGUGAGGGGUAUUCAAGGUCGUCCUGGACCUAUGGGACCCCCUGGUUUCCCUGGAGAUAGAGGAGACAGAGGAAACAAAGGAAGACCUGGUGUGCGAGGCAUUCAGGGUUUUGACGGAGAGCCUGGAAUUCCGGGACAGCCCGGUGAACCUGGACCUCCGGGACACCCAACUCACCCAGGAGGCCUGGGGGCGCAGAUCGCUGGAGGGUUUGACGGAAAAAAUGCACCCCAAAGCAUGCUGAGUGGCUCUAGGGGUGAAGCUGGAGCAAGAGGACCUUCCGGGCCAACUGGUGCCCCUGGACAACAAGGAACACAAGGACCUCCUGGAGAUGUUGGCGAUCCAGGACAUAUGGGUGGAUCAGGGCAGAGAGGACCCGAGGGACCCCCAGGGAAACCAGGAGAAGAUGGUGAAGCAGGCAAGUCGGGAAAUAGUGGAGAGGUUGGAUUCCCGGGAUCAGCGGGAUCCAGAGGGUUUCCAGGUACACCGGGGCCUCCCGGACUAAAAGGGCACAGAGGCCAUGCGGGUAUACUCGGGCAAAAAGGUGAAUUUGGAGCAGUUGGAUCCAAGGGUGCCACAGGCCCACCAGGGCCAAUGGGUGGACCAGGGCCAAUGGGUCCUGCUGGGAUGCCUGGAGAAAGGGGUCGUUCUGGACCCGGUGGAGCAGCGGGUAAGCGCGGCCUAUUGGGUAACGUCGGAAAACCAGGUCCAAUGGGUCCCCUGGGUCUCAGUGGCCCCGCUGGGUAUCCAGGAACACCAGGGCAGAAGGGACAAGCUGGUCCUACUGGUGUCCGUGGUCCAGAAGGUCCUCAGGGACAAAGAGGAGAGACAGGCCAUCUAGGGCGAGCUGGACCAACUGGCUUAAGGGGACCCACGGGUACUGACGGAGGCCUAGGUACCAAAGGACCGUUGGGAACUCUUGGUCCACAAGGUCCAGGUGGGCAUCUCGGACCUGCUGGGCCACCAGGACCCCAAGGAAGCACCGGCCAGCCUGGUAUCAAAGGACAAUUGGGAGAUGUUGGCGUACCGGGAUUUAAAGGAGAGGCUGGACCCAAGGGAGAACAAGGCCCUCAAGGAUCUCAAGGAGGGCUUGGACCUCAGGGCGAGGAAGGGAAGCGGGGACAUCGGGGCGACCCUGGUACUCUUGGCCCUCUUGGUCCCGUUGGUGAGCGAGGGGGCCCAGGAAAUCGAGGAUUCCCUGGUGCCGACGGAUUGCCCGGACCUAAGGGCGCUCAAGGAGAUCGUGGAAUAUCAGGCCCACCAGGACCAAAGGGUUCUCUAGGGGACCCUGGUCGUACAGGAGAACCUGGUCUGCCAGGUGCAAGGGGUCUUACCGGUACUCCUGGAGUCCAGGGAGCAGAGGGAAAGCCAGGACCACUGGGUGCACCUGGUGAGGACGGUCGUCCGGGCCCUGCAGGUUCCAUUGGCAACCGAGGGCCUGCAGGAACAAUGGGAGUACCCGGCCCCAAGGGAUUUAAUGGUGACCCAGGAAAGACGGGUGAACAAGGAUCUGCAGGAGUGGCAGGUCAAAGGGGUCCUCCUGGUAAAGAUGGAGAAGUUGGACCUGCUGGCCCACCCGGCCCAUCAGGCGUGGCAGGCGACAGAGGGGAACAGGGACCUCCAGGUGUAAAUGGCUUCCAGGGUUUACCAGGAAAUCAAGGUCCACCUGGAGAAUCUGGGAAACCGGGUGACCAAGGUAUUCCUGGAGAGCUUGGUGCUGUCGGACAAAUCGGACCAAGGGGGGAGCGUGGAAUUCCAGGGGAGAGAGGCGAGCUGGGACCAAAUGGUCUGCAGGGACCCAAAGGGAUCCCCGGAGCCCCUGGUCCUGAUGGGCCGAAGGGUAGUCCCGGUCCUUCCGGUGCUCUGGGUGACAUAGGUCCUCCAGGCCUUCAAGGAAUGCCAGGAGAGAGGGGCAUCUCCGGUCCACCUGGGCCGAAAGGUGACAGAGGGUCCAUCGGAGAGAAAGGGUCCGAGGGUACGGCUGGAAAUGACGGAGCAAGGGGGGCACCUGGUCCUGUUGGCCCCCUAGGUCCCGCGGGGCCCAGUGGUGAAAAGGGAGAACCUGGACCCAAAGGACCUGCUGGACCUGCAGGUUCAAGAGGACUACAUGGAGCAAGAGGCGACCCCGGCCCGAUCGGUGCAGUUGGUUUCGCCGGACCACCUGGUCCCGAUGGCCAACCAGGAGUGAAAGGAGAGCCAGGAGAACCAGGCCAGAAAGGAGAUGCUGGGUCCCCAGGCCCUCAAGGCUUGGCUGGGGCUCACGGGCCUCCUGGGCCAACUGGUGUUGCCGGACUGAAAGGCGGAAGAGGAACACAGGGUGCACCAGGGCCCACUGGUUUCCCCGGCUCUGCAGGGAGAGUUGGACCCCCGGGCCCGACUGGUCCAGUUGGUGAAGCUGGACCACUAGGUGCUCCUGGAAAAGAGGGACCUGCAGGUCUACGAGGAGACAACGGAUCCCCGGGACGACAAGGAGAGCGAGGACCACCAGGACAAGCGGGAAGCCCAGGGGACAAAGGCGAUUCUGGAGAAGACGGACCUACGGGUCCUGAUGGUCCUCCAGGCCCAGGAGGAACUACAGGUCAAAGAGGCAUUGUGGGUCUUCCAGGUCUACGUGGAGAAAGAGGGAUGCCAGGUCUCCCAGGACCAGCAGGCGCACCAGGAAAACAAGGGUCCACAGGAUCAACUGGAGAUAAGGGCCCCCCAGGACCAGUUGGUGUUCCAGGCACCACUGGACCCCGUGGUGAUCCCGGUCCUGAUGGUCCUGCUGGUUCUGAUGGUCCGCCAGGCAAAGAGGGCGUUCUUGGACAAAGGGGUGCCAGAGGGGAUACUGGUCUAGAGGGCUUAGCUGGACCUCAGGGACUUCCUGGCCCCGCAGGUCCUGUUGGUGUAGCUGGAGAUGCUGGAAAAAGAGGACAUGCUGGCUCCAGAGGGCCGGUCGGUCCCCCAGGAUCAGCUGGAAAGAGAGGAUUAGUGGGACCCCAAGGACCGCGAGGAGAUCAGGGCGACUUGGGUGAUCAUGGAGAUCGAGGGCAGAAGGGUCAUCGUGGGUUCACUGGUCUGCAGGGUCUUCCUGGACCUCCAGGUACAACAGGUGAACAGGGAGCUUCUGGAAUUGUCGGACCAAACGGUGCUCGGGGGCCACCCGGUCCUAUUGGGCCUCCUGGAAAAGAAGGAUACAUUGGACAGCCCGGGCCGAUGGGACCACCCGGAACCCGUGGACUCAGCGGAGAAAUCGGACCAGAGGGCCCUACAGGAGAACCCGGUCCCCAAGGCCCCCCCGGACCACCGGGACCUCCCGUGGCCGCCAUGGACGAUCUGUUCGGAGGCCCUCACGAUUACGACGACGGGCCCCCUCCUCCGCCGGAGUUCAGCGAGGACGAGGCCCUCCCCAACAGCAACGGGUCCACCGUGGUGCCCGUGGACCCGGGAGUCCAGGCCACCCUGAAGGCCCUCAGCAGCCAAAUUGACAGCAUGAAGAGCCCGGACGGCAGCAAGAAGCACCCGGCCAGGACCUGUGACGACCUCAAGAGAUGCUACCCCAUGAAGAAGAGCGGAGAAUACUGGGUCGAUCCCAACCAAGGCACUGCCGAGGACGCCAUCAAAGUCCACUGCAACCUGGAAACCGGAGAGACCUGCAUCUCUGCCAGCCCGCCCAGCAUACCUCGUAAAAACUGGGGGAGCUCUUCCAGGAACAAACCUGUGUGGUUUAACGCCGACAUCAUUAGAGGAACACACUUCACCUACGGCAGCAAAGAUCAGACCGCGAACACCAUCACCGUCCAGAUGACCUUCAUUCGCCUGCUGUCCAAAGAAGCCUCUCAGUCCAUUACGUACCACUGCAAGAACUCUGUGGGCUACAAAGACCAGAAGGCGGGCAACUUGAAGAAGGCCGUGGUCCUCAAAGCUUCCAACGACCUAGAGCUCAAAGCAGAGGGAAACAACCGCUUCAGAUACACAGUCGUGGAGGACUCCUGCUCACAGGCGAACGGCAACUGGGGCAAGACGGUGUUUGAGUACAGGACACAGAAAACCGCCAGACUUCCCAUUUUGGAUAUCGCCCCCGUGGACAUUGGCGGCCCAAAUCAAGAGUUCGGCAUCGACAUCGGGCCAGUGUGCUUCUUGUAAAGAACGUCACGGGUUGGCACUCCUGAUUGAACUGAGAAGGUGUCCUGAUUGUACAUACGAGUACUGAGGACUGUUCUGGCCCUGCGGCAAGAUAUUUAUUGUGCCUUUCAAACUCGGAAAAAGAUUUAGUUAAGACGAAUGUUCGGAAUCGACUCGUACGAUCGGGUCAACCCACGAAUCACGGCGUAAGUUUUGUUGUCGGACUUGGUUAAAAAAGUGCUAAAAUUCAACGUUUUUCGUGCUUAAGUGAUGGACCCCACCCCC
Molecule: messenger RNA, 4917 nt
Organism: Nerophis lumbriciformis (worm pipefish)
Lineage: Eukaryota; Metazoa; Chordata; Actinopteri; Syngnathiformes; Syngnathidae
Gene: col5a2a
Product: collagen, type V, alpha 2a
Biological process (GO): extracellular matrix organization
Molecular function (GO): extracellular matrix structural constituent conferring tensile strength; protein binding
Source: RefSeq, a predicted model, not a curated record